Messenger RNA from Seminavis robusta, 924 nucleotides. The record is from the annotation of a GenBank genome assembly. Lineage: Eukaryota; Bacillariophyta; Bacillariophyceae; Naviculales; Naviculaceae.
AUGGACCCUGUGACAAUGAUCCAAAUCAAGCGGUGCCAUGAUCGCCCGCAUACGGAUAAAGAGUUGGAAUGGUGGAUCCAACAGUACACUGCUGGCAGUAUUCCCGAGUAUCAAAUGUCGGCGUGGCUCAUGGCUGUUUGUUGGAGAGGCUUGAAUGACCGGGAAACUGCCACGCUGACUCGGGCCAUGGUGGAAUCGGGAGAACGAGUCGACUGGAAUUCUACUGGCACAUGUACUAACGACUCAUUAAUGUUGCUGGUGGACAAGCACAGCACGGGUGGAGUUGGAGACAAGAUUUCUCUCGUUCUGGCACCCUUGGCAGCCUGUUUGGGCGCUCAUGUCCCCAUGAUGGCGGGACGAGGACUGGGUCAUACUGGUGGAACCAUUGACAAACUCGAGAGCAUUCCGGGAUAUCAGACUUGCCUGUCAGUAGAAGCGUUUCAAUCGCAAGUCAAAAAUGUUGGCUGUUCCAUUGUUUCGCCCAACGAGACACUUUGUCCUGCCGAUCGCAAACUAUACGCAUUGCGAGAUGUCACUGCCACUGUGUCUUCCAUACCGUUGCAGACAGCUUCCAUCAUGUCCAAAAAGAUUGCCGAAAACCCAAACAUGUUGGUAUUGGAUGUCAAGUACGGUGCGGCAAGCUUUCAAAGCUCUUCCGCCGAUGCCGAGCUCCUGGCGCAUUCCAUGAUUGCAACGGGACAAGCCAAUGGCGUCCAAACCAGUGCUUUCAUGACACACAUGGAUCAUCCCAUUGGAUACGCCGUGGGCAACUGGCUUGAAGUGUACGAGUGCAUUCAACUCAUGAAGACGGGAAAGGGAUCCAAAGACUUGAUCACGCUGGUGGUGGUUCAAACGGCACAACUGGUCAAGUACUCCACAAGUUUCGUGAAAUGGUACACGCGCAAGGAGGAGACGCCGUGGUGA